CCAACCUAAAAAAGACGAUUAGAGACGUCAGGUGGAGGCUUCAGCAUGGACCGUCCGCAGUCCAGGAUCACGGCGCUGAGGAGAGGAAGUUAUGAUGACGCUGCAGCUGCUCUGCGCCCUAGACGCACAACGUCAGGUGGAGGCUUCAGCAUGGACCGUCCGCAGUCCAGGAUCAUGGCGCUGAGGAGAGGAAGCUAUGAUGACGCUGCUGCGUCUCUGCGCCCUCACUUCAAGGUUCUGGCUCAAAGGCGACGAUCUGCUCCGUCUCUUGUCUUUGGAAAAGCUCUCCCAUGGUCCCCCAUCAGCGAGGAGGCCUGCUCGGUGUCGGUGGAGCAAAGUCCAUUUGUGCUGGGCCUCACCAGUGAGAACGGUCCGCUGCUGCUAGAUGAGUGCGUCCAAGUCACGGAGGGAGCUAAGACCCGCGAGAGACACCUGUUCCUCUUCCGUGAUGUCAUCGUCAUGGCUAAACUCAGGUCCCCGUUCAGCUACCGUCUGAAGCACAGAGUCACCCUGAGCGACAUGUGUCUGCAGAGCGUCGCAGAGGACUUGGAUGAAGAGGAGCAACUUUGGGCCGACGUCGACCCCCGGGUCACCCUGGUUGUGGCCUGGCCUUUCACCUUUUCUUUAGUGUGUUUUGGCUCACCUGAGGUGAAGGACCGCUGGUUUGAAACUCUCAGCAGCCAAAUCAAAGUUGCGACGGCUCGAGCAGGCACUGCUUCGAUUCCUCCAGCUGUCCUCAUGAAGGUGCUGAGCAGCAGCGUCACAAAUAAAGAGCAGUCAGGCAGAGGCAUGGAACCAAUAAUCCAGUCUGCAACAGAUGGCGAUGCAAAGAUUUCAUCAGUGUCAAAGCAUGAUCAAGAGAACAAACCCGCUCAAACUCAUGAGUCCAAGUGGAACCUGGUGCGGAGGCUGGGGAAGAAGGCCAGUUUCGCUAGCAGAGCAGAGGCGGCGGGCCUCAAGACCCGCCUGUUCGGGCUUCCCCUUCACAAGAUCUGUCCUGACGACUGCUCCCUCCCGAAACCUGUGAACGAGAUGCUGCUGCUGUUGAGGAAGAGGGGUCCAGCCACUGAGGGGAUCUUCAGGAAGACGUGCAACAGCAAGAACAUGUGCGACAUCAGAGAGAAGCUGAACAGCGGCCAGGAGGUGGACUUGGAGGGUCAGCCCGUGGUCCUGCUGGUCGGCCUGCUCAAGAGCUUUCUGAAAGAACUCCCUGGCAGCCUGCUGGUCUCUGAACUCUAUGAGAAAUGGAUGGCAGCUCUGGAUAUUGAGGACGUCCAGCAGAGAGCUGUGGAUAUUGGAAUGAUGGUAGAGCAGCUCCCCAGGUGUAACCGGCUCCUCUUGCAACAUCUGCUCUGCCUCCUGCACCACAUCCUGCAGAACGCAGACAUCAACAAGAUGAACGCCUCCAACCUGGCGGUCUGCAUUGGUCCCACAUUGCUGCAGCUGGAUGACACUCCGCUGGAGGAGCAGAAGGACAAGAUGGGGAAGGUGACUGAAUUGACUCAGUUCCUGAUCGAACACUGUGAGUUGCUUGCCGAGAACCUUGUGAAUCUGCUGGACACGGAUGAAGACUCACUGUGCUCCCAGCAUCAUGACUCUGCGUACGACAGCACCGACCCUGACGGUGAUGGCGAAGGGGGCGACAAUUCGUCGCACGACGGCAGCAGCUGGUCUUCCUCUCUCAGCCCAAAUAUGGCCGCCCGCGUGUCCUGGCCGUCCAAUGCCGUCUUUGACAUGAAACCUGUGUUCGGCCGUCGGUGCUCCGAGCCCAUCAUCCUUCACUCAGCCAACAGCGAGAGCCUGAGCAGGAGUCACGACGACUGCUCGGUGGAGAGACGGCCUAGCGGUCAGAAGCCGCUCAUGAAGCCUCUUUCCGACGACUCUUUCCUUCUCAGACAUGCAACGGAGCCAAUGUUUCCUUUCGCAACGCUGAGGUCCACCGCCGAUCGCCUGGCCAGUGCUCAGAAGAAAGACUGUUCCAGCUCUUCUCUGGAGAGCGCCAUGUCCAACCAGUCUGAGGAGUCGGUCUUCACCAGCUCACCAAAAGGUUCCCCCACCUGCACCAAGAGGAAUAACCAGACUUUUUCAGAACUUCUUCCCAAACAAAACCCAGAUGCCAAGAUAAGCUCACAGUCCAUGCGCCCUAUUGCCAAGGUGCUACUGAGAACCCGUAGUCUGGGCCGGUUCAACAGGAGCAGCCUGAAGAAAGAAGCCCAGAACUUGUUCCCGUGUGAAACCCUGCAGGAGGACUCUCAGAGCGAAGCGGAGCCUCCAGCUGAGCAAAGACUCCGGCCCCUGUCUGCGGUGGAGGUCUUCCGACAGGUGGACAGUCGGUUGCCCUGCAGCCCACCUUCAUAUGAACAAGCAGUGCACAACACCGGGCUUCCCCCACAGUACGGGUCCAUGACCGUACAAGAUGCCAUUCAGCUAAAGAGAAGGUCGCGCCCGUCCUCCGUGAACUACGAGUUCCCUUGCGGCGCCCGUACAGAACCGUAUGACGCGCACGUGGUCGUUGCCAGGCAACCUUUCCGCCAGAGAGCCAUGUCCGAGUCUGUUGGGCUGGUGACCCGGAGGUGCAGUCAGCCGGUCUUUGAGGAGUUUUCCUACGCCAAGGAGUCCUACGUCUGAGAGGGAGAGGGCCCAGAAAGCUACAGCAGGUUGAGGAGGACUGAUAAAAACACCCACCUGAACAGCUAACAACUUCCCCUGGCUUCUUUUCAGGGAAUAUCACUUUGUUAUUUUUCAUUGUGUCCAGUCACAGUAACGGCCAGCCUUUCUUAAGUCACUCAGCUAUCAGAUGUGUUUCACUCUUCCUUCUCUCUGUUCUGCUCAAAAUGUUUGUUUGACCUUGUUGCCAUGGCGGCACUUUUUAAGUAGUACUGUUUAGAGUACGAGUUAUGAAAUGUGAUGAUAGAUAUUUAGUCUAUCACGGUGAAGCUAUCUAAAUAUAUAUAUAUUUUUUAUUUAGUUUUAAUAACAAAAACUCUUGCAAGUCCCUUUCCUAAUUUUCUUUCACUACACUAAAGCACUUUCUCAGCUUUUAUUAUUGUGUCUUCAAUGUGAAAUAA
This is a messenger RNA of Synchiropus splendidus (mandarinfish), 3068 nucleotides long. It is a transcript of the gene tagapb, whose product is annotated as T cell activation RhoGTPase activating protein b. Gene Ontology annotation, molecular function: GTPase activator activity. Bases 46 to 2628 code for a protein of 860 amino acids. Gene Ontology annotation, biological process: signal transduction; regulation of Rho protein signal transduction. Lineage: Eukaryota; Metazoa; Chordata; Actinopteri; Syngnathiformes; Callionymidae. The transcript has 15 exons. The record is from RefSeq and is a predicted model, not a curated record.